This is a messenger RNA of Jatropha curcas, 2568 nucleotides long. RefSeq names its product exocyst complex component EXO70A1. Gene Ontology annotation, cellular component: exocyst. Lineage: Eukaryota; Viridiplantae; Streptophyta; Magnoliopsida; Malpighiales; Euphorbiaceae. Gene Ontology annotation, biological process: exocytosis. The record is from RefSeq and is a predicted model, not a curated record. Gene Ontology annotation, molecular function: phosphatidylinositol-4,5-bisphosphate binding.
GCUUUGAAAGACUUUGGAAAUUGGCAACACCCUGUCGCCGGAAGGAAGGUGUAUGAAAGAGAGAGAAAAAAAAAAAAAAAAUUAUCAAACAAUUUUCAAACUGGCAGUGGCCCCAUUUUUCCUCUACUUUAUCACCCAAAGACAAACUUCUAUUAUUAUUCCUUUCAAGAAUCCGUAAUUGUCUCAAUUCCUCUUUAGCAGAAGAAGAAGAAGAAGAGGAAAGAUGGUUGUAGCAGUGAUGGGUAUGGAUUCGCUUAGUGAGAGAGCUGCGAAGAUGAGAGAGGCUCUUCAGAAAAGCCAAACUAUAACUGAUAAUGUCGUCUCUAUUCUUGGCUCUUUUGACAGCCGUCUCUCCGCUCUCGAGACAGCCAUGCGUCCAACUCAGAUAAGAACGCAUGCUAUAAGGAAAGCUCACGAGAAUAUUGAUAAGACUUUAAAGUCUGCAGAGGUCAUAUUGGCGCAAUUCGAUGUUUCUCAUCAGGCAGAGGCUAAAAUACUUAGAGGACCACAUGAGGAUUUGGAAAGUUACCUUGCAGCAAUUGAUCAGCUAAGAAGCAUCAUUCGUUUUUUCAGCAGUAGUAAAGGCUUUAAGAGCAGUGAGGCAGUGCUCAACAAUGCAAAUGAUUUGCUUGCUAAAGCUAUCUCAAAGCUGGAGGAGGAGUUUAAGCAGCUAUUAGCGUCUUAUAGUAAGCCUGUGGAGCCUGAUCGUCUCUUUGAAUGCCUCCCUGAAUCAAUGCAACCAUCUUCAGGUUCACCUGCAAACCAUAAUGGUGGAAAACAUCAUAAUCAUUCUGAACAACAUAAUGAUAGUUCAGAAACUGGGGGUUUCAAACAUCUCACUCUUAUACCUCCAAGGAUUCUACCUUUAUUGCAUGAUUUAGCACAACAAAUGGUUCAGGCAGGACACCAGCAGCAAUUACAUAAAAUCUAUGGGGAUACCCGCUCUUCAGUUUUGGAAGAAAGCCUCCACAAGUUGGGAGUUGAAAAGCUGAGCAAAGAAGAUGUGCAAAAGAUGCAGUGGGAGGUGUUAGAGGCCAAGAUUGGGAAUUGGAUUCAUUUCAUGCGCAUUGCUGUCAAGGUCCUUUUUGCUGGAGAGAGAAGGGUUUGUGAUCAAAUAUUUGAUGGGUUUGAUUCUCUUCGAGAUCAAUGUUUUGCUGGAUGUACUGCUAGUAGUGUCUCAAUGCUUCUUAGUUUUGGUGAGGCAAUUGCAAGAAGCAAGAGAUCACCAGAGAAGUUAUUUGUACUUCUAGACAUGUAUGAGAUUAUGCGAGAACUUCACUCAGAGAUCGAGGAAGUUUUCAAUGGUAAAACUUGCUCUGAAAUCAGGGAAUCUGCAUUUGGUUUGACCAAGCGGCUUGCACAGACUGCUCAAGAAACAUUCGGUGAUUUUGAAGAAGCAGUUGAAAAGGAUGCAACAAAAACUGCUGUGUUAGAUGGAACUGUCCAUCCGUUGACUAGCUAUGUGAUUAACUACGUGAAGUUUCUCUUUGAUUACCAAUCAACCUUGAAACAACUCUUCCAAGAAUUUGAGAGCGGAGCUGAAACAAGUUCACAGUUAGCUUCUGUGACAAUGCGAAUAAUGCAGGCUCUUCAAACAAAUCUUGAUGGUAAAUCUAAGCAGUAUAAAGAUCCAGCUUUGACUCACUUGUUUCUCAUGAACAACAUCCACUACAUGGUCAGAUCUGUACGUAGAUCUGAAGCCAAGGACUUAUUAGGGGAUGAUUGGGUUCAAAGACACAGAAGGAUUGUGCAGCAGCAUGCAAAUCAAUAUAAAAGGAAUGCUUGGGCAAAGAUUCUACAAUGUCUCUCUGCGCAAGGCCUAACCUCAUCUGGGGGUGGUAGUGCAGUGCCGGGUGAGGGAGGAAGUGGAAGUGGGGCUUCAAGGGGGUUGGUUAAAGACAGGUUCAAGAUCUUCAAUGCUCAAUUUGAGGAGCUUCACCAAAAACAAUCUCAGUGGACUGUUCCUGACACCGAGUUGCGAGAGUCUCUCAGGCUUGCUGUUGCUGAAGUACUAUUACCUGCCUACAGAUCUUUUGUGAAACGAUUUGGGCCUCUGGUUGAGAGUGGGAAGAAUCCCCAAAAGUACAUCAAGUACACAGCCGAGGAUCUAGAAAGGAUGUUGGGUGAGUUCUUUGAGGGGAAGACCUUGAAUGAACCGAGGCGGUAGUUUGGUAGUCUUGAUGAACGCUGGUACUGCAUUGGAUCUGGUGCUCCUUUAGUACAUGAUUUUGCACUCUCAUGGAGAGGUUAAAAGUUGGCAAAGGGUAGUGUUAUUUGCAUCUACUUACUAGUUGUUGACUGUAGUGUUGUGAAUAAAUUAGAGUUCAAAAAAGAAGCCCCUAAAAGAGAAAUAAGACAACCAUCUUUAGCUGUGAAUGCUUUUGUAAUCUGUAAAGAUUUAACUGUAUCUCAUAUCAGGUCAGAUCAGAUCAGAGGGGCGUGAUGAAAUUAUAAAAGAUGCCUUGUUUCUUUGAUUGUACGUAUUAAAUUUUCACUGAUAAAAUGUCAUGAGAUUUGUACAACUUUAUCUCACAUCAUGUAAGAUUCAGUUUCACUUUUCUGCCUUUC